Gymnogyps californianus (California condor) is the source of this 3840-nucleotide messenger RNA. It is a transcript of the gene LIFR, whose product is annotated as LIF receptor subunit alpha. Lineage: Eukaryota; Metazoa; Chordata; Aves; Accipitriformes; Cathartidae. Gene Ontology annotation, cellular component: external side of plasma membrane; membrane. Gene Ontology annotation, molecular function: protein binding; cytokine receptor activity. Gene Ontology annotation, biological process: cytokine-mediated signaling pathway. The record is from RefSeq and is a predicted model, not a curated record.
UGUUUAUUCCUGCUUGAAGCUGCUGUUCUGAAAACAAACAGUAGAAGAAUGUGGAAGAAUUCAAGCCUCCGCUGCCUUUUAGCACUAGCUAUUUUGUGUUCAAGAAGCUUAAUAUAUAGCCAAGAAAUAGGUUCUCUGGGGCCCCAGAAUUUGAAAUGUGUAACGCACAAUUUACUUAAAAUGAUAUGUACUUGGGAUGUCUCUUCUAAAGGAAGACAUGGACAAACUGACUUUUGCUACACUACCAAUGACCUCCCCCCUCCAGUGUGUUUUAAAACUAAGGAGAAAAGGGUUGAGAUUCCAGUCCCAGAGAGCUCCAGCACGGUGACAAUAACCACAAACAGUAUUUCUGGAACUGCUUUUGCUACCAAAGAAUUUGAAAUUCACAAGAAAGACAUCUCAUUUGUUCCUCUCACUCCACACAUUCUUAGUUUAACACCUGACUUUUCAACUUCCACGUUAAAUCUAAAGUGGAGUGAUAAUGGAUCAGUCUUCCCAUACGGACUGGAUGCCUUUUGGCAGAUUCAGAUACUCCGUAAAGAAGCAAUAGAAAAAGUCACACAAGUAACUUACUAUUCAAAACUGACUCAUGAAGACAUCAUUCUUUCUUGGAACUGGACAUCAGAUAUGCCUUUGGAGUGUACAUCGCACUAUGUGAAGAUUCGCUCUUACAUUAAUGUAACACAGUUUGUUGGCCCCAAGGACUGGAGUGACUGGAGUCCAGUAGAAGAGGUCCCUGGAAAAGAUACGGAGCCCAAUGUGAGUGGGGUGUUUCCUCAGGACACUGUGGUGGCAGUAGGUUCAGAUGUGACAAUUUGUUGUGUCCAUGAAGAAGGACAGCAGAUACAACGGAUGACUUAUGGACCAGAAAUAUAUCCAAUGAUACAUCUGAGCAGUCGGAGCAGUGCAAUUAGAGUGCUAAAUGCCAGUGCUUCAGAUACCAGUGGCACAAAUGUAGUGUGUAUACUGUCCGAAGAUGAGAUGGAUGGAACUGUCUUGUUUGUAGGAUAUGCCCCUGAUAUUCCCCAAAACCUCAGCUGUGAAACAUCCAACUUCCUGAUAAUAAAAUGCACCUGGAAACCAGGCAGACCCAGUGGACUAUAUGGAAAACGAAGAACAAAGUACAGUUUAUUUGACAGAAUAUCUGGUAAAAAUAUUUCAUGUGAAGUCAAUGAAAUGAACAGAGAGCGUGUCUGUGGCUUUCCAGUAGUGGCUGAUCAAAAAACCUAUGAUUUCCUAUUAGGCGUCUCCAAUCCUAUCGGCCAAACAGAGUCAUCGCUUUUGGUUGAUUUAACUCAAAGAGUUCAUCCAAAAACUCCAGAAAAGUUAACUGUUUCUGGGAACAGCUCUACAAGCGUCCGUCUGCGUUGGUUUAUAAAUGGCAGCUUUGCUGAGAUCAGGCUUCUGUGUCAAAUUGAAAUUAGCAGUGGUCACUCUGAGCGAAAACUGCACAAUGUCUCCAUGCCUGGUGGAAAAUUCUCAACUUACACAGCUCAGCUGAACGCAUUGCACCCAUAUACCAAAUACCAGUUCAGGGUGCGCUGUUCGGCUGCUGACCACUUCUGGAGGUGGAGUGAUUGGAGCAGGAUAGAGGAGCACACAACAUUGGAAGCCCCUCCUGCAAGAGGACCAGAUAUCUGGAGGGAGAGAAGUCCUUCUGGAAAAAGUCUAAAAAUCUUCUGGAAGCCUUUAUCCCUUUCUGAAGCCAAUGGAAAAAUAGUGUCUCAUGAAGUGUCCUGCUACCUGCUAGAGACACCACUGGAGCAUAAAGAAGUCACUGAACCCUCAAACAGUACUGAGAUAAAACUUGGAAAAAAUGACUGUGUAAUUAGCGUUGUAGCCAAAAACCACGCAGGCUCGUCUCCUCCUUCAAGGAUAACAAGCGUGGAACUUCCAAGUGACAAUGUCAAAACAGAUCGGGCCGUGGCAAUGGGGAAUGGAAUUUAUGUUUCUUGGAAUUCUUACCCUAACAUGACCUGUGGCUACAUAGUAAAAUGGUGUCAUUCAUCUGGGUCUGAACCCUGUAGUGUGGACUGGCAGAAGUUUCCUUCAAAUACAACAGAUGCAGUGAUAAAGUCUGCUCUGUUUAGACCUGGCGUGAGAUACCACUUUUCACUAUAUGGCUGCAAAUCCAGUGGAUAUCAGUUAUUGAAAAACAUAACCGGGUAUAUGAAAGAGCUGCCUCCAAAACGUGCACCAAAUUUUACUGUAGAAGAAACCUCUUCAGAUUCUAUAUUGGUAAAAUGGGAAGACAUUCCUAUUGAAGAUUGUCAGGGGUUUUUAGAGGGAUAUCGGCUUUCGUUUGCAAAAGGUGAAAAAGAUGCUUUAAAGCCUAGGCUUUUGGAAUCAGGGAAUCCAGAACUUAAAGUUAAGAAUAUCACUGACUUAACAAAGAAGUCUUUGAAAAUACUUGAUCUUCAAGGCAAAACAAGUUACCAACUGGACCUACAGGCCUACACUGCUGGUGGGUUGAGCCCUCCAAACAGCCUCUAUGUGGUGACAAAGGAGGACUCUAUAGGAUUAAUCAUUGCAAUUCUCAUCCCCGUGGCAGUGGUUGUGCUGCUUGGAGUGGUGGCCAGCAUCUUCUGCUACCGAAAGAGGAAAUGGAUUAAAGAAACAUUUUAUCCAGAGAUCCCGAAUCCUGAGAACAGUAAGGCACUGCAGUUUCAGAAGAAAUCUGUGAGUAACUUUUGUCAGGGGACUAAGACACUUAAAACACUGGAAAUGAACCCAUGCACCCCCAAUAAUGUUGAAGUGGUGGAAACACGGUCUGCAGCUCCCAAGAUUGAAGACACAGAGAUGAUAUCCCCAGCAGCAGACACCACUGCUGAAGAUGGCUCUGACUCAGAAACGGAGAACCAUGUGGUUGUAUCCUACUCCCCUAUCAUUGAAGAGGAGAUCUCAAACACCCCUAUGGAUGAACCUGUGGGGUCAUCUCAGGUGGUUUACAUUGACAUCCAGUCAAUGUAUCAGCCUCAAAUUAAACCAGAGGAGGAGCCAGAAAUAGACUUAGUGACUACAGCAGGCUAUAAGCCACAAAUGCAGCUGGCUAUCAGUGCUCUGAAAAUAGAGAGUCGCUCACCUGCAGAGGAAGAAUUGGACAAAACUGCAGGUUACAGACCUCAAGCAAACACAAAUGCCUGGAACAUGGACACUCCAGACUCUCCUGGAUCUGUUGAAAGCAACAAUGAAAAUGCAUCUUUUGGGAGCCCGUGCUCCAUUAAUUCCCGACAGUUUCUGCUUCCCCCAAAUGAUGAAGACUCUCCCAAACCCAGUAACAUAGGGUGGUCCUUUACACACUUUUUUCAGAACAAAUCAAAUGAUUAACAGUGAGUCCUCGUUGCACCUGAACCUGCCUUCUAAAUAAGCUCUUAUUCCUGACGUUGUAAAGAAAGGAAGAACAAAAGUGCAAAAGGCAUGAAUUAUUCUUGGAGACAGUCAGCAGAGGUUCUAGUGAGCUGAAUGUUACCAUGUUUAAGUUAGCACAAGAGUUAAUGUUCCAUUUUAAUAGAGGCCGAGAGGCCAAAGUUAUAGCAAUUUAGUUGUUACUCUAGUAAAAUAUAUUGGAUAUAAGGGGUAUUGAGUUUAGAGCUCCUGAUAAUCAUAGUCAAAGAACUCUGCCUACCUUCACAUAAUGCUCCAAGAUUAAUAUGGUCUCAUGCAACUUAUAACUUGGAAAGAUUGCUUUGCUUUGUUGUAGUUGUUCUCAACUGUGCAUACUCAAAUGAUGCAGCCCCAACAGGUUUUCUUACUGAAGGUUUCAUUUAUCACAGACCUCAGCCUAACAUAUGGAAACGAUGUGGUUGGAAAAUCUUGAGAUCUUUUAUCUAGUUAUAAACU